Molecule: messenger RNA, 264 nt
Organism: Coprinopsis cinerea okayama7#130
Lineage: Eukaryota; Fungi; Basidiomycota; Agaricomycetes; Agaricales; Psathyrellaceae
Exons: 2
Coding region: 1-264 (87 amino acids)
Source: RefSeq, a predicted model, not a curated record
AUGUUCAAAGUCCUUCUGGCCAUGCAGGAGCAGGUCGAUGGAGCACGAAGGCUCGUAGAAGGGCGGAGAGAAGCGCUGGAAGCUUGUCACAGACAAAAUGCUAGAAUGGAACAGGCUCUGAGAGCCAGCGAGCGGAUUGAACGAGGUGCCGCGGAGGGGAGGAGGAGGAUGAUUAACGAUAUAGCGGACCGUAUUCACGAAAUCGCUAAGAGCAUCACCAUGGACGACGAGAUACAUUCAGCUGUAAGCAAUAACACAAUGUAG